CGCCUACAGUACUAAACGGAGCACAAAAAUGUUAUUAAAUUCGCUGGAAAUGAAACAAAUGCCAAUAAACCAAUUUUAUUGCUAACAUGUUUACCUUACCGACAAUGAAAAGAAUACUUAUUCGUCAGAUAGUGCUUACAUAUAAAAUGUCCUAGUGACGGAAAAAAUUUUUGUGUUAUAAACAGAACGUUCAUUUUUUAAUAGCCAACUCAGCACUUGCCUAUUACCAUAAGAAAUAUAGUAUUGUGAAAGAAAUGAAGUGUUAUUAUCUUGUUCUGUUAUCUGCAGUUUCACUUUGGAAUACUGUGGAAUCUCAAAGAGAAGAAAAGGGGAUCACGAUCUCAAAGUAUCCAUUUAUGGUUCAAGUAAACUCAAAGGACAAGAGAGUUUGCGAAGGUUCAAUUAUAAGUGCACAAUGGAUUUUAACUGCAGCCAGUUGCAUAAAAAGGAUUAAUGAAAGAGAUCUUUCCAUUAGAUAUGGAACUCUUAUAGGUGGAAGGGGUGGUUUUACAGUGCCUGUUGUGAAAAAAAUUAAUCAUCCAGAGUAUAACCGUACAACGAUGGAAAACGAUGUAGCAUUACUUAAAAUAAGAAAAGUACUCAAUUUCGCACAUAAUAAGAAACCUAUCAAGCUUGCAAAGCGUGGUUUACCCCUUGAAGAGGGUGCUAAUGUCACUGUUGUUGGCUGGGGAAUAGAUCAAGCAGAUAAGGGCCCAUCUAAUAAUCUUGACGCUGUCGAUAUUGCAACUGUUAGCAACACGGAAUGUAUUAAGUCCAAUGAGACAGAGGAGUUGCCUGAAGGACUGCUCUGUGCAGGGGAACUGGAUGAAAAUGGAAAUAUUUGUUUUAAAGGCGAAGGUGGAGGACCAGUAAUAGUUGAAGAAAUACAAGUUGGAAUUGUUUCGAAAAAAUAUUGUAAUAGUUUUAUGUUCGUCUCAGUUGGUAAUCCUAAAAUAAGGAAUUUUAUCAGUGAGAAUGCUCAAGCCUAACAAGAACUUCAUGUCAAAAUGCAAGUGCUGGGAAGAAGAAAUAAUAAUUUACGUAAUGCAAUGUAGUCUCAUAAAAAAAAAUCCUUUGUUGGUAGAUACCUAAAAUAGAAGGCCCUAAUCUCUUAAUCCUGUCGUUACAUGAAUCCACAUUUGUCUAGUAUUCUAUACCAUAUUUUUUCUAUUUCGUAAUAGACAUUAAAUAAUUUUCAAACAUCCCAGAGUUAUGAAAUAUUAU
Molecule: messenger RNA, 1224 nt
Organism: Agrilus planipennis (emerald ash borer)
Lineage: Eukaryota; Metazoa; Arthropoda; Insecta; Coleoptera; Buprestidae
Product: trypsin-4-like
Exons: 4
Coding region: 255-989 (244 amino acids)
Biological process (GO): proteolysis
Molecular function (GO): serine-type endopeptidase activity
Source: RefSeq, a predicted model, not a curated record